This is a messenger RNA of Clavispora lusitaniae ATCC 42720, 753 nucleotides long. RefSeq lists its product as uncharacterized. The record is from RefSeq and is a predicted model, not a curated record. Gene Ontology annotation, molecular function: protein binding; metallopeptidase activity. NCBI's taxonomy places the organism in Eukaryota, Fungi, Ascomycota, Pichiomycetes, Serinales, Metschnikowiaceae.
AUGCCUUCUGUUUCAAUACGGCCAGUAUCUCUAUUUGCCAUCUCUGACCAUGUUUCCAGAAAAUCACCUUUCGAGUAUGGAGUGUUGAUAGGUUCACAAACAAAAGAGAACAUUACUGUUCAUGAUGCCUUCGAACUCAAGACAGAUAAAGAUCAGAUUGAUUUUGCUUACCUUGAAAAAAGGCUAGGCAUGAUUCUGACAGUGAGCCCGUUUGCACAGUUGGUGGGACUUUACACAAUUGGGGAAGAUGCUACAAUACCGGAGUCUUUUUGGGAACAGUUUUCGGCCAAAGAGGUAGUUUUUCCUUCAAUCUACUUAACAUGCAACGGAGGCGAAACUGUUUGCUUUUGCAGCCAAACUAGAGAGGAAAUAAGAUGGAUCAUUGCAUCAGGUGAAACUGACGAAAUAGCAACAGCCACUAUUCACAAUCAUAAAAACUACACAUCUGGAUCACAAGAUCUAGUUUCAGAGCCUAGUGACUCACUAUUGACAUCUUUGGAACAUUUACGUGAUCGAGUCCAAAGUAUAGUGGCAAAUGAUGAAACUGAUGUUACAACGGAGCUGAAAUUGGUUCAUCUAGCCAACAUUGUAUCAAGAGCCCCUGAAGAUAUGAAUGAAGACACACUACUGUUCUUUUCGGCGAAAUUGGCACUUCUAACUAACCAGAUAUCCGCCGUGAAAACAUUAGACAUUCUGAAUAGCCGGAAGAUCGCUACGUAUCUGAUUGGAGCGAUGCAAGACAGACCUCGAUGA